Rotaria sp. Silwood2 is the source of this 999-nucleotide messenger RNA. The record is from the annotation of a GenBank genome assembly. NCBI's taxonomy places the organism in Eukaryota, Metazoa, Rotifera, Eurotatoria, Philodinida, Philodinidae.
AUGCUUGCCUGUCAACAAAAGUCUGUCACUGUUAUGAAUAAUGAAAAUGAAAAAAGUAUUAAUUCAGUAUUUAUAACAUGUUCUCAAUUAGCUGCUCAUAUAACGGCAUGUAUAAAUAACAUCGAUCGAAAAGUAUUAAUUAUUGAUUGUGGUUCAACAUUACGACAUGCAGAAAGACGAAUUCAAAGUUCAAUAUUAUUAAAUGUGAAUGAUAAAAUAUCGCGAAAACGUUUAGCAACUCGUGGUUUAAAAAAUUUCUUAGAUAUUAAUCAAUUCAAUCGUUUAGAAAAUAAUGAAAUUCUCAUUUUAUAUGAUGAUUCUAUUCGUGUAUCAUCCCUAUGUUCUAAUUCAUCUAUUCAAUCACAACUUUCACCCUCAAUGAAAUGUGUAUACGAUGAAAUAAAACGAUUCGAUAUAAAUAAAACAAUUUAUGUACUGGAAUCACCAUUUGAUGAAUUUUAUCAAAAUUAUCCAUUAUUUUGCUAUAUUAGUAGAUCAACAGAUGAAGAUCUUUCAUCACCACCACCAUCGGCCGCUGUAGAAACAGAUAUUGGAUCUUAUCAAAUAUCUGAAGUUCUACCUGGUCUGUAUCUUGGUAAUUCACAAGAUGCUGAAAAUUUCACUUUAUUACAACAACAUCAAAUAAAAGUUAUUAUUAAUGUAUCAACUUCAAUUCCUUGUUAUUUUGAAAAUGAUAAUGUUUUUGAAUAUCUUCGAUUACCUUGUCAUGAUUCACCACAUCAAAAUAUACGUCAGUAUUUUGAAACAACAUUUGAAUAUAUUCAUCAAAAAUUAUCAAUGAACAAAAACAUUCUUGUACAUUGUCAAGGAGGUGUGAGUCGUAGUUCUUCAUUUGUUAUCGGUUAUUUAAUGAAAUAUCAUUCAAAAACAUUCACUGAAGCGCAUCAUUUUGUAAGAACUAAACGAUCUAUAGUUAAUCCAAAUUUAAACUUUGUUGGACAAUUGACACAAUAUGAACAAUCGUUAUCCGCUGCUUAG